GGUAAAUAUCGCGAGGGCGAGCAACAGCUUUCUGUUUUCCCAUUUCCUCCCUUUCUCAGUUCCUGCACAACAUCUUGAAUUACAGCAUUUGAGCUCCAGCUCCGUUACCAUACCAUUUCCCGUUAAAGAAGACACAUCUGUAAUCAUGGCCACCAACGGCAACCUCACCCCCCUCCGUCAUGGCAUCUAUGCCCCGACCAUGACCUUUUUCAACCCUGAGACAGAGGACCUCGACAUUCCCACAAUCAAGAAGCACGCAGUGAGAUUGGCCGAAGCCGGCCUUGUCGGUCUGGUAUGCAUGGGCAGCAACGGUGAAGCUGUCCACCUCACACGCGAAGAGAAGGUUGCCGUCACAAAGGCAACAAGAGAAGCACUUGAUGAGGCCGGUUACAAGGACGUUCCCGUCAUUGUUGGUGCUUCAGAAAUGAGCAUCCGUGGAACUCUCGAGCUCAUCAACCAGGUCCACACCGUCGGUGCCGAGUACGUCCUGUUGGUUCCUCCUUCGUACUACCGUGCCGCCAUGGACGAGAAGGCCAUCAAGGAAUACUACAUCUCCGUCGCGGAUGCCUCGCCUUGCCCUGUCAUCCUCUACAACUACCCUGGUGCUGUUGCUGGCAUCGAUAUGGACUCAGACUUCAUGAUCGAGCUGGCCAAGAACCCCAAGAUCAUCGGUGCCAAAUUCACCUGUGGUCAGACUGGAAAGUUGACUCGUGUUGCUCUCGAGACCAACGCUUGCUCACCCAAGAGUCAGGGCAGUGGCUGGAUGGCGUUCGGUGGUAUCGCCGACUUCACCUUCCAGACUGCCGCUUCAGGUGGUAGCGGUAUCAUCGCUGGUGGUGCCAACGUCAUGCCUAAGCUGUGUGUCAAGGUCUGGAACCUGUUCGCAGAGGGCAAGUAUGAUGAGGCCAUGGAGCUCCAGAAGAUCCUGUCCAAGGGUGAUUGGGUGCUCACCAAGGCCGCUAUUCCCGGCACAAAGGCAGCUAUUGAAUUGGAAUACGGCUACGGCGGUUUCCCUAGACGUCCCCUUCAGAGACUGAGUGAGGAGGACAGACAAAAGGUCAAGCAAGGCAUUGCUGAGGCCAUGAAGAUCGAAAAGAGUCUGUAGAUGAUACCAUUUGGCGUCUGGGGUUAUGUAUGUUAAAACAACUUGACCAUCCACAACAUAAUUAGAAUAAGACACAUCAAGACCACAUUCAACAACGAUAUCUGCAAUCGAGACUUUGGAUUUGCAGUGCAUGAGAGAACAGUUAACACGUAAGAAGGACAACAUGGCAACGAGCAAAGAUGAAUAGGACAUAACUCAUGAUUGACCCGAUUAAAAAGGAUGAAGGGUAUAGCUGACGGUGUCAUGCGUGGUAUUCGUCUACCUUAACAAGUAUCCCUUGACUUUCCCAGCGCCAGGCGCC
This is a messenger RNA of Aureobasidium subglaciale EXF-2481, 1406 nucleotides long. RefSeq lists its product as uncharacterized. Gene Ontology annotation, molecular function: 4-hydroxy-tetrahydrodipicolinate synthase activity. The record is from RefSeq and is a predicted model, not a curated record. The transcript has 2 exons. The coding region runs from base 146 to 1105 and encodes 319 amino acids. Lineage: Eukaryota; Fungi; Ascomycota; Dothideomycetes; Dothideales; Saccotheciaceae.